CUUUGUGAAUGGUCUUCAUGCAGCACAGGGACUGCUGCCUCCAUAGAGAGAGGGUGAGGAGGGGGAAACUGACCAACACAGAAGAGUGAGAGAAAGAGAGAGAAAGGACAUCAGGCAAGACGCACAAUGGCACAGAAAAGUACCUUGCCCUGUUCCAUUCGCCCAUACAAGCCCUCAGAUAAGGCAUCUGUGGUCUCACUCUUUCGCUUUGGGGUUUUGGAACAUGUUUACCCUGCCUUUUUCAAGUCCAUCAGCCAUGCGGACCACAUUGGUGUGGCCAUCAGCAUCUGUAUGGCGGGCUAUGUCCUGGGUGGGAGCUCCUACUUCCAGGCACUGUUAUUUGGUGGUGCCUGGGCUGGCCUGGUGUACUACUGUUGCCACGAGAUCUACACGGGCUACCUCAACCGGAAGUUGAGUGGAGAAAUGGAUGACGUGCAGACUCACUUCCUGGACAACCCUAACAACAACUUCUGGGUGGCAGAGAUGGACGUUAACGGGCAGUCAAAGAUCGCCGGGGUGGUGGCAGUGCUGGCGCAUAAGGGAGGGGAUGAGCCAGAAGGUGGGAGGAGCAACAGCUGGAAUGGAAGUGUGAUGGCUACUGACGAAGGUGACGGGAGUUAUGGGGAGGUGUUCCAGCUGGUGGUCUCCUUCCCGCUGCGGCGGAAGGCUCUGGGGUCCCAGCUGCUUCAGACUGCUAUCGACUUCUGUAAAGAGCAGGGCCUGAUGAGCGUGGUCCUGGAGACCAGCUCUCCCCAGGCAGCAGUCCUUGCCCUUGCCAAGAAGAUGGGGUUUGUCCAGACUUCCAGCCACAACAACACACACUCAAGCCGCUGGAUGGCUAAACUAGCCCGCAUCAGUGUAUUGCGCAUGGAAAAGGUCAUCUGAAAACAGAGCCACGCUUUCUAACUCUCUGACACAGGACUAUUAUCCUCCAAAAAACAAAAAUCGAAUUCCCACACACGCAUCACUACCACAAACCAAUGCCUCAUUCAUCUGGUCAAAUUGUGAGAGAAAAUCAAGAGUGCAAAGAUAACUGCAAAGGUCUCGGACGGGUUUUUGUCUGCAAUUUUAUUUAAAACUAGCCUUCCACUUUGAGAUAGAGUGGGCUGUAUUUGGUACCGAAAUAUAUAAAUAUGUGUAAUAAACCAUAAAACCAU
Messenger RNA from Clupea harengus (Atlantic herring), 1157 nucleotides. Its product is annotated as N-acetyltransferase 8. Gene Ontology annotation, molecular function: N-acetyltransferase activity. Lineage: Eukaryota; Metazoa; Chordata; Actinopteri; Clupeiformes; Clupeidae. The record is from RefSeq and is a predicted model, not a curated record.